AUGGCCCUCGCGUCGCUCUUCGGCUUUCCGAACAUUCCAGAGGAAUCUAAGAGCAUCGAGUUCUGGAAGGAUCCUGAACGCUCCGGGUGGCUCACAAAGCAAGGCGAGUACAUAAAGACGUGGCGGCGGCGGUGGUUUGUGCUAAAGGAGGGCCACAUGUUCUGGUUCAAGGACGACAAGGUCUCCAAGGACUCGCAGCCGCGCGGGGUGAUCAACGUGGGGCGAUGUCUGACGAUCAAGGGAGCAGAGGACGUGAUCAACCGCGCGCACGCCUUUGAGCUCUCCACCUCCAACGACACGCUCUUCUUCAUUGCUGACUCCGAUAAGGAGAAGGAGGAUUGGAUCAACUCAGUGGGGCGGGCCAUAGUGCGGCACUCCCGGUCAGUCACGGACUACGAGGUCCUCGAUUACGACUGCCGCUCUCACACCCGCGGCCCCACCCCUCCCGCUGCUGCCACGUCCCCCUCUGCUGCUGCUGGUGCUGCUGGUGAAGCUAGGUUGGAUCCAUCCGGUGGUGACCCCUCUGCCAGUGACGCCAAGGGGGAGCUUCCAUCCGAUGCUGCCCCAGCUGCUCUUCCUUCAGCAUGA
Closterium sp. NIES-65 is the source of this 588-nucleotide messenger RNA. The record is from the annotation of a GenBank genome assembly. Lineage: Eukaryota; Viridiplantae; Streptophyta; Zygnematophyceae; Desmidiales; Closteriaceae.